Molecule: messenger RNA, 2598 nt
Organism: Neospora caninum
Lineage: Eukaryota; Apicomplexa; Conoidasida; Eucoccidiorida; Sarcocystidae
Exons: 10
Coding region: 1-2598 (865 amino acids)
Biological process (GO): vesicle-mediated transport
Cellular component (GO): Mon1-Ccz1 complex; intracellular membrane-bounded organelle
Source: RefSeq, a predicted model, not a curated record
AUGUUCUCUGCGCUCUCGAACGUGAGGGCUGCGUCGCCGCUCUCGCGUUCGUCUGCUUCAGAGGGCGGGCGAGACGCGGGGCCGCCGAGCCUCGGCUCCGGCUCCGCCGCGGAUUUGCUCGGCCUUGCGUCGCCGCUGGCCGGGGCGCUUCAAGCCCGCAAGGAGUGCAACGGUCCGCCUGUCCCCCACAACGGCGUGGAGGCGAUUUUCCUCUUCAACCCGACGCUUCAGCCCGCCCGAAAAACCCGCGCAGAAGACAAACAGGCGAGCGGCCGCGCCUCCGCGGCGCCGGCUCUCGGGGAGGAUCCUGGCAGCUUCAGCCGCAAAGGCGAGCCUCUCGAAGAGGGUGACGAAGAAGACUUCGAAGACGAAUUCGAGGACGCGCGCGGAGACGAAGAACGGCAGAGCAGCCACGAGGAAGAGACAGAGGAGGACUUAGGUGCCGAGGAACGGACUCAGGAAGCAAAAAUCGUCUUUUACUUUCCGGCGACGCGCCCCGCAGAAGAAAAACGAAGCCACGUCGGACUCAUUGAGGGGCUGGCGAUCUUCACCCAGCAGUUCAGUGGCGAUUCCGGCCCGCUUCGGUCGAUUUACACCGACGAGCAUGUGCUUAUCACGAAGGAAGUCGAGCAGAACUACUGGCUUACGCUUGUCUUCAAUGCACGCGAGCUCGGUGGCUUCACGUUCACGAGCGAGCGGAAGGGAGGCGCCGAUCCGAAGGCAGUCGAGAGACUCAUCGGCUUCGGAGACCUCGACGAAGACAAUCAGGAGAUGAUUCUCAUGGGCGUUCUUGACAAGUUUUACCAGUACUUCCGGCUGCUCCACGGCCGCUUUGCGCUGUUUGUCGAACGCCGAGACCGGCAGCAUCUGAGUGAUCUUCUGGAGGACUACUGUCCGGCGUUUCUCGACACAGUCGAUCCACAGAGUCUGUCUCUCUUUCACAUGGUCGACGGCUUCCACUUUGGCCCACUGGAUCGUCUCCCGUACCUCCAUCUUCCUUCCUUUGUCUCCGUUUUGCAAAACAAAUUUCCUUGCAUUCUUCACGCCGCCUUGCUACUGAAUGGCUGCCUUCUCUUCUGCAAUUUGUCGUCGGGGCCUUUCGACUACUCGCCUUCGGAUCCCUCGCUGUCGUUCCUCGACGCGGACGUGUCUGUGAAAAACGCGGAUACGCCUGCCUGCCGACGUCAGACGACUUCGGAAGACUCCGGGUCUUUCCUCUCGGCCGACGCGUCGUCGGACCCCCGUGCGAGGACGUCAUUCUCGGGCGUCACGGAUGCCGGCGCUGUGCGGCCGGGACCGACCGGCGAGACUCAGGCGCGCGCGAAGCAAGAGACGCUGUGGCGAAGGGACGCGUUCAGAGACGGCUACGAUGUGAUGAGGGUGCUCUACAGCUACUUGGUUCACGUUCACGGCUGCGCGUCUGUCAACCCCGACAAACUGCGGAAAGCGCCGUACGCGAGAGUCAACACUGCCGCCGCCAGGCCGGGAGGGGGCUGCUCGUCCUUCGGCCGCGCCAUUCGCGAGGUGGGAACCGCAGAUUCGUUCGAGGACACUCCAGGGGAUGCCUUCCUCUUCGGGCCUACGGGAGAGUCCGUCUUCCUUCCCGUCAUUCACUUGCCCGACGACAGCACUGGCAGCCUGGUCGUGAUCAACCAGAAACAACUGCAACUCGUACUCGUCCUCAGUGAUGCUGCUCAUCUGGUCAACGAUGCUUCGUUUUUGCAGCACGUGCGUGCAUUUGCGCUCGAAGCGGGCCUCGGGGACCUUCAGCAGGCGUUCAGCGCCGCGUUUGACAGCAUCAUGAAACAAGAAGAUGCAUACCGUUUUAUUUACUUCAACCACGUCAAUCGCGCCGUUCGCAUAUCGAACAGGAAGUGUCCUGUCAACGCACCGUCUCCCCCGUCGUUUCCCGGGUGCACUCUCUCAAAGCAGGAGGUUCGCCGCAUGGGGCAGUUUCACCGUCACCUCCACCGGAACGGAGAGGAAGACUCACCGUUCGACAUGUUCGGCUCCACCUCGGAUGACGCCGGAAAACGCGGGCCGCAGAGACUCGAGGGCGACCGACCGGGUGGCGAAAACCACAAACUGUACGAGUCGGAGGCAACGAGUUGUUCAAGGGAGAGUUUGUCUCCUGCGGACAACGACGGGUUCGUGCGGGACGUGGCAGACGCGCGGACGCAAAGGCGCCCGAGCGACGGUCAAACCUACUCAGUCGCGGGUUCCGGCGACGAGCGGUGUCAGGGCGAUAAGCUCUCACACGCCGAGGAAGGUCUGGGAUCCUUCGACGCGGAAGGGCGUUCUGGAGGGUCGGAAAGGCCCGGAGAAGGGACGGGAACGCGCGCCGAGGGCGACCAGGACAGCGGAGAUGAAGCUGUCCGACAGACGAGGAAGAAAAGUGUAAAGACACGGGUCAGUCCGAAGCCAGUGCCCGUGAAACUGAUGGCUGUCAAAGACGCGCAGUCUGGAUGGCUUAUUGGCAGUGCGUCGAUGGACAGAGAGUUCUACGUCGCUCUCGACGACCCGAGGACGACGCUCUCGAAAGCCAUGGAAGAUGCCAGUCGAUUCGGAUGCAUGCACUUUGCAAAUAUCUUUGUGUGA